This is a messenger RNA of Solea senegalensis (Senegalese sole), 1867 nucleotides long. RefSeq names its product PYM homolog 1, exon junction complex associated factor (gene pym1). The transcript is spliced from 3 exons. The record is from RefSeq and is a predicted model, not a curated record. Bases 269 to 907 code for a protein of 212 amino acids. Gene Ontology annotation, biological process: exon-exon junction complex disassembly. Gene Ontology annotation, molecular function: RNA binding. Lineage: Eukaryota; Metazoa; Chordata; Actinopteri; Pleuronectiformes; Soleidae. Gene Ontology annotation, cellular component: cytoplasm; exon-exon junction complex.
CCCCCGUGAUUGUACGCACACUUUAGCGGCCGUUGUUUGUUAUCCGGGGCCACAGUCUUUGCACUAACAGCCGCAUGUGGUUGCUGACAUGACAGCUCUCGCAUGGAGGGAAGACACGUAUCCACCGCAGAUGUUUUAAAUGUUGUAUUAUUUGUACGGCGUGGGGUCUAAGUGAGCGGGAGGACAUUUGAGGACACCGGUUACCCGUCCGACUGAGCCGAGCCGACCGAGCCGACCCGAGCGGAGCAGCACACUCCACUCCACCAAAAUGGCAACCCCUUAUGUGACAGAUGAAUCUGGGAAAUACAUUGCUUCCACUCAGAGACCUGAUGGAACAUGGAGGAAGCCGAGGCGGGUGAAGGAUGGCUAUGUUCCUCAGGAGGAAGUACCAGUUUAUGAAAACAAGUAUGUGAAGUUUUUCAAGAGCAAACCGGACUUGCCACCUGGCAUGAGCCCAUCUGAGGAAGCUUCACCCAUACAGCAGCAGCAGAAGAUCCCCGGCUGUGUCGACAGUGAGGGAGCCGCUCUCUCUAAGUCGGCCAAGCGCAACAUGAAGCGUAAAGAAAAACGAAAACAGCAGCACCAAGGCCAGGACGGAGACGCGGACAUGGAAUCGAUAAACGAUGCUGUUGAAAAUGUGUCCAUUUCAGACAGCGGCGAGUCUUCAAAUAAAUCGGCAGCGGCGGCCCCCGUCUCUCCUCCCGGCGAUUCCUCGGCAGCAGCGGAAGAUGCUGCCGAAAGAGCCAAGAAGAUCAAAAACCUGAAAAAGAAGCUGCGCCAAAUUGAGGAUCUGCAACAGAAAGUGGACUCUGGGGAAAUAAAGCAACCAACAAAGGAUCAGUUGGAAAAGCUGGGCCGAGCAAAGGCCUUACUCGAGGAGUUACAGGAGCUGGAAUGUGAUUCGUGAAGCAAUAAUGAACAGCAGAGUCAGACAGACUGAACAUACAUACACACUGUAACAGAACGAAAAGGACCUUUCAUCAUCACAGUUUCCAUUUAAAGAUAGUUUAUUUUAUUUUAAUCAUGAACUCUGAAAGUGAACACGGGAUGUUGACGUAGCAGGCACUACACCUUCAGGACUGACAGGUCUGUGGUUCUUUUUUUUUUAAGACACAGAUCUCUAAACGACAUCACAUGUUCUGCUCAUAUACUUCUAUUAACCAGGCCAUUCACUUAUAAACGUCUGUUUAAAAAGAAAAAAAGGACCUCAGCGUGAAUUGUUUUGUGCAUGUCUGUCUUUUCCAUUUUGUACCUUUCAUACCAUCAUGUAUCUCUUAUACAGAAAAAAAACGAACAAAAAGAUUUGUUGAAGAAAGCAUAUUUUGUUUUUCUGUUUUUAACAUUUUUGUCAAAGAUUGGACGGCCUCUUAAAGUCACUCUGUUGUACAGUCAUUACAUGAAUUAAAGUUACUUACUGUGUAAAAUGUUAAAAUCUCAUUGCUUUGCGAUUUACAUGAAUAACAGACUUAUUUUGGUGUCAUUCGGUACUUUUUGGGAAGUGGCCCUUCCUUAAAGCUGAGCCUGGUGAUGUAUAUUUUACAACAAAUCUUAUAGAAUAUCCAAAACCAGCAAUGCAUCAAUCCAACACACAUGCAGUAUUAUCUCCCAACAAACCUGUUUUUCUGUACCAGAGAACCCCAUUGUUUUCCACUCUUGCUAUGAAUGACACAUUUUUUUACUUGUUAAGGAUGAACACGUGGACUGUGUUCACCGGGUUUAUUUGAAUCCCACAGGUCACUUCUGUGUAUUCACUAAAAUUGUAUAAAUCUGCCUGGAAGUAGUCGCCAAAAUGCCCCACAUACAGUAUUCUUGCUUCAGAGAUGCUACAAACUAUAAAUGACCCAUAAAUAAAAACCCAGCAAAUCUA